CUCUCCAAUCUCCAAACAACGAACAUCAGCCACAACUCUUCCUCCGCUUCUCUCUCAUUCUUUUCUUCUUCCUCGCCUUUAAUUCCUGAGAGAAUCGAUAGAUCGAGAAGGAUAAGGAGAGGCAUAUCAUCAAUCGUUCAAUCGACGCAGCUUUCUCUCCCGCGGUAGUCACCUACUCCCUCAGAUCCGCCAAGAGAGAUAUCAGAAAUGGCGUCGACGUUCAUCAGCGACAAGAAUGCUCCUUUCUUAGGCUUUCUCUUCAAUUCGAACCUGAAGACUGUAGCGGUAACGACACCAAUCCUUCAAGGAUCUCUUUGCCCCGAUGAUCUAGAUCUACAUAUGGGGGAUCGUGAAACCCAGCACGCAAAAGAGAAGGCUCGACUGAUGUGUGCAAAUUCACUGUUCGUUACAAACGAGAUGGUGGAAGACCCCGAGAUGAUUGAGACUGAACCUACCGUGGAAGAACCUGUGAAACCAGCGUCGCUUCCGCAGACGGAGAUCCCACCCUUGGCAUGGGGAGCGGGGGCAGGAGCAAAAAACUUUUUCUCCGACGUCAUCGCAGAAGAGGCAUGGUAUAUCGCAGAAUCAAACUCUAAAGAUGUUGUUGAAGCCAUGAAGAUAGACAACCUAGAUGACGAGGUGUCGCAA
Linum tenue is the source of this 648-nucleotide messenger RNA. Lineage: Eukaryota; Viridiplantae; Streptophyta; Magnoliopsida; Malpighiales; Linaceae. The record is from the annotation of a GenBank genome assembly.